Macroventuria anomochaeta is the source of this 2651-nucleotide messenger RNA. RefSeq names its product acetyl-CoA synthetase-like protein. The transcript is spliced from 3 exons. Gene Ontology annotation, biological process: long-chain fatty acid metabolic process; long-chain fatty-acyl-CoA metabolic process. Gene Ontology annotation, molecular function: long-chain fatty acid-CoA ligase activity. The record is from RefSeq and is a predicted model, not a curated record. The coding region runs from base 298 to 2391 and encodes 697 amino acids. NCBI's taxonomy places the organism in Eukaryota, Fungi, Ascomycota, Dothideomycetes, Pleosporales, Didymellaceae. Gene Ontology annotation, cellular component: plasma membrane; lipid droplet; endoplasmic reticulum.
GCGCGCGUCACAGGCCAGCAUUGGUGUGAGGUCAUUGCUCAGUUUCGCUUGGCGGCGACAGCUCAAGCUCGCCAGCAAGCUCCAACUAUCGCCCGCCGCGCUCUUGCUUUCCUCGUCACAUCCGCUGCUCUCCGCUGGCGACACGUUUCUCUCUGCUACUGCGCAGCUCGACGACCGGUCUGCUCGUUUUCUUCUUUUUGCUUGCUGUGAUACCCCCCGCUCUGCACCUGCACCUGCACCUGCACCAGAGCCCUCAACACUUUCCUCUCCCCCCCAACACAGAACACACCUGCCGUCAUGGCUGGACAAAACCUCAAGAAGCUGGCGCCCCAGGCGACGGCGACGCGCAGCGGGCCCUACACAUGCGAGGCGCCUGGUGUCGAGAAGCCCGAGGGCGAGACGAUACCGCGCCGCAACCUCGUGUCCAAGGACGGCCUCAGGAACACGCCCCAGGAGGGCGUCAACACACUGUACGAUGUCCUGCGCUACUCGGCCGCCAAGUUUGGCAACGCAAAGGCCGUCGGUGCGCGCAAGGUCGUCAACAUCCACGAGGAGACGAAGAAGGUCAAGAAGAUGAUCGACGGCCAGGAGCAGGAGGUGGACAAGAAGUGGCAGUACUUCGAGCUCAGCGCCUACAGCUACAAGAGCUUCGUUGAGUUCGAGAAGAUGGCCCUGACGGUGGGAUCUGCUCUCGCCCACCUUGGCUACAAACCCCACGACCGCCUGCACCUGUUCGCCGCCACGAGCAUGCAGUGGCUGGCAUCCGCCCACGGCGCCGUCUCCCAGUCGCUUGCCAUUGUCACCGCUUACGACACGCUCGGCGAAGAGGGCCUCACGCACAGCAUGCAGCAGACGCACGCGAAGAUCAUGUUCACCGAUCCUGAGCUGCUGCCCAAGCUCGUAAACCCCUUCAAGAAGACCAAGGAGGUCAGCGUUGUCGUCUACAGCACCAAGAACAAUGCUAAGCAGAAGGACAUUGAUGCCCUUACCAGCGCGCAUCCCCACUUGAAGGUCCUCAGCUUCGACCAGCUGCUGAGUCUCGGCAACGACAACCCUGCCCAGCCUAUCCCUCCCCAGGCCGACGACCUUGCCUGUAUCAUGUACACUUCUGGAUCCACUGGCACUCCCAAGGGUGUCAUGAUCAAGCACCGCAAUGUCGUUGCUGCUGUUGCUGGUGUCGAUGCUAUCGUUGGCAAGUACCUUGGCCCUGGUGACGUCCUCAUCGCAUACCUCCCCGCGGCGCACAUCCUCGAGUUCGUGUUCGAGAACGCGGUCCUGUACUGGGGUGGAACCAUGGGUUACGGCACCAUCCGCACACUUUCCGACACCUCUGUGCGCAACUGCGCCGGUGACAUCCGCGAGCUGAAGCCCACCGUCAUGGUCGGCGUGCCCCAGGUCUGGGAAACAGUCAAGAAGGGCAUCAUCAGCAAAGUCGAAGCCGGUGGCGCCGUCAAGAGCAGGAUGUUCUGGGGCGCCUACGCCGCAAAGGGCUUCCUGCUCAGCUCGGGCCUGCCCGGCUCCGGCAUCCUCGACGCAAUCGUGUUCAACAAGGUCAAGGAGGCCACGGGCGGCAGACUGCGCAUCUGCAUGAACGGCGGCGGCCCCAUCGCAAAGGAAACCCAGCGCUUCAUCUCCCUCGCAAUCACCCCCAUGAUCUCCGGCUACGGUCUCACCGAAACAUGCGGCAUGGGUGCGCUCAUGGACCCGCUCGCCUGGACCGACUCGGCGCUCGGCGAAAUGCCCGCGUCCGUCGAAAUGAAGCUCGUCGACUUCGCGGACGCAGGAUACUACUCCACCAACAAGCCCCCGCAGGGCGAGAUCUGGAUCCGCGGCGGCAGCGUCGUGUCGGGAUACCUCAACAUGCCGGAAGAAACCGCCGAGUCCUUCACCGACGAUGGCUGGUUCAAGACAGGCGACAUUGGCGAGUUCGACGCCCAGGGCCAGAUCCGCAUCAUUGACCGCAAGAAGAACCUCGUCAAGACGCUGGCCGGCGAAUAUAUUGCGCUCGAGAAGCUCGAGUCCGUGUACCGCAGCGCCUCGAUCGUGCAGAACAUCUGCGUCUACGCGGCCGAAGACCGCCAGAAACCCAUCGCCAUCAUCGUCCCCGCUGAGCCCGCGCUCAAGAAACUGGCCGCUGAGACGGGCGCCACGGGCGAGCAUCUUGAGGAGCUCGUGCACGACGAGAAGAUCAACAACGCUGUGCUGAAGCAGCUGCAGUCUGUAGGGCAGAAGGGCGGACUUGCUGGGUUUGAGGUGAUCGAGGGCGUUGUGCUGGCUGAUGAGGAGUGGACACCGCAGAACGGCCUUACUACCGCUGCGCAGAAGCUGAACCGCAAGGGCAUCUUGAAGCAGUACGAGAAGGAGGUCGAUCGGGCGUACGGCCGCUCGUAGAUACCCACACAUAGAUCUACCCACUCCCUCCACUCCACACACCUCUGCAACAACGAACAUCUGGGGACAAAAUACGAUACGGUGGCUUGGUGCAACUUGACGAUAAUGAUGCUUUCAGUGCGAUGUACUUGACGGUUGCGUGUAUUCUAUAUCAUAGCUAGUUUUGCGAUUCUUGGGGGUAUAUGUAGUGAACUUGUUCUCUCUUACUUGUGCAUGUUCUCUCGCACGUCAAUCGCUUUUUCUAAACGACUUCUUUUAGC